This is a messenger RNA of Erigeron canadensis, 2448 nucleotides long. RefSeq names its product protein FAR1-RELATED SEQUENCE 5-like. Bases 1 to 2448 code for a protein of 815 amino acids. Lineage: Eukaryota; Viridiplantae; Streptophyta; Magnoliopsida; Asterales; Asteraceae. Gene Ontology annotation, biological process: regulation of DNA-templated transcription. The record is from RefSeq and is a predicted model, not a curated record. The transcript has 5 exons.
AUGGAAAAUUUUGAUGAAGAAGUUAAUUCAACAGGAAACAACGGUCAAUCUGAAUCAAGUUCCUUUAGUGUAUCUACAAGAAAUUCUUACAACAAUUCAGGGAUUUCUUCAUACGAUGAAGAAGAUCCAGUUGUUUAUCCAGAUGCACCACCGGAGUUCAUACCAGUUAGGGGAGCUAUUUUUGAGAGUCUAGAAAAAUGUAUUGAGAUGUACGAAAGAUAUGCUUACCAUUCAGGUUUUGACAUUAGAAAGUCAACACAAAAGAAAUUACUGAGUGGAAUAGUGAAGGAAAGGUAUCUUUUGUGUAACAAGGCAGGAAACACUCGAGGUGAUACAACAAAUGUUGAGAAAAGGCAGCGGACUUCAUCAAUACAUGUUACUGGUUGCAAAGCAAAAGCUAUUUUCAAGAUUGUUGAAGGAAGUGACUCAUAUGUUUUAGAUACAUUUGAGCCAAGACACAAUCACCAAAUGGUUCCAAAGGAACAUAGGCAUUUAUUGAAGAAAUCAAGACAGUUAGGUUUUGCCGAAAUGAAUUUCAUACAUAAAGUAUCCACUUCAAACAUAGGGGCAACAAGAGCUCACCAUAUAUAUAGCAACAUUCAAGGUUCAUACAAAAAAACCCAUGGGACAGUUACAGAUUUCAAGAACCAUAAAACUGCCAUAGAUUGUUAUAUAGGAUUAGAUGACGCCCAAAUGCUGAUUAACAAAAUGGAAAACACAUUACAAUGUGUCAGAGGUUUUUCUUUCAAUUACAAGGUAGAAGACAAAAAUCUUGCUGGUCUUUUUUGGGCGGAUGAAACGGCUAAGUUGAACUUCAAGGAGUUUGGAGACAUUAUCUCGUUUGAUGCUACAUAUAGGACAAAUAAGUACAACUUAAUAUUUGUACCUUUCACUGCAAUUGAUAACCACAAAAAAACAGUAUCAAUUGGAGCCGGCAUGCUGCACAACGAAAAGUCAGAUUCUUACAAGUGGCUACUUGAAAAAUUUCUACAAGCAUUUGGCAGCCAACCAAAGAUGGUGGUUACAGAUCAAGAUCCUGCAAUGAAGAAAGCAAUUGAGGCUGUUUUACCAGAGUCAAGACAUAGGCUUUGCAUGUGGCACAUUACGCAAAAGCUUCCAUCAAAGGUGGGAAACGAUAUGUUUGAGCAUUCAGAUUUCAAAAAGAAAUUCAAUGAUAUAGUGUGGAAUUUAUCGAUAGAUACAAAUACGUUUGAGAAGAAAUGGUUUGAAAUAAUGAAGGAGUUUGGUUUGGAGGAUCAUGAAUGGUUUACUCACAUCAGAUCAACAUGGAUACCUGCAUAUUUUAGAGACUUAUAUAUGUCAGGUUUAGUGAGGACCACAUCCAGGUCAGAGAGCGAGAAUUCAUUUUUUAGCAACUUUACAACUGAGAAAUCGACUUUGGUUCAUUUUAUGUUGUCAUAUGAAUCGGCUAUGGAGAAGCAAGGGAGCAGAUUAGAGUUUUUGGAUCAUCAAUCUCUUAUCAAAAUAGCACGGUUUUCAACACGUCUUAAUAUCGAAAAACAAGCAUGUGAUGUCUACACGCGUGCAAUCUUCCUACUUGUUCAAAAUGAGAUUCAAAUAUCCAUUUAUGAUUGUGCUCAGAUUUCUGUUAAUUCAGAAGAAGGUGUUGAUGUGAUUUUGAUUAGAGAAAUAAAAGAAAUGCAUAAAAGAACUGGAAAGUCUGCUGAAGAGGAAAAGAGGAAGAAGAAAAGGAAAAAAAAAGGUGUUGAAGAGGACGAAGAAGAAGUUGAAGAUCUAAGAACUGUAGAGGGAGAAGAAAUUGAGGAUACAAAUAGAGCCUUAUUUUCAAAAGAUCAAGAAAAUUCUGCAACAAAUCAGACAGUUGUAUAUAGCUGCAAGACAUUUGAACGUUAUGGCUUCUUGUGUAGACAUGUCUUUUGCAUGUUCAAGGCAAACGGUAUUGACCAAAUACCAGAAAAGUACAUUAUUAGGCGUUGGAGAAAGGAUCUAAUUCCUCCAGGAAUGAGAACAAGAAGAACAAGGUAUGGAGAAUCAAAUGAAGAGUUUGAAAGGCUAACAAAUGAAGCUCAUUACAUUGUUGAGAAUUGCAUGACCUUGUUAGGAAAUGAUGAAGCUAUGCUUUCAGCAUUUGUUGAUAAAGUUAGAUCAUUAAAAGGUGAGAUUGAAGAUGGGUUUACAAAUGCUGGAAUAAAGAACAAGGAUAAGAUCAUUGAAAGUUUCUUAGGUGUGACAAAACCUGCAGAAAGAAAAAUUGAAAACCCAGAAGUAGAAGGAUUCAAAGGUUGUGGAAACAGAUUAAAGAGUUCAAAGGAAAUUGCAAUGGAACAAUCAAUGAAGCAUAAACGAAAAUGUGCAAGUUGUGGAAAGAUGACUUUUCAUAACAAAAGAAAUUGUGCGAAGAAAACAAAAGAGGAAGAAGAGAGAAAAGCCAAGGCUGAAGCUCUUAAAGCCUCCAAAAAGAAGUAA